Molecule: messenger RNA, 375 nt
Organism: Cylicostephanus goldi
Lineage: Eukaryota; Metazoa; Nematoda; Chromadorea; Rhabditida; Strongylidae
Source: the annotation of a GenBank genome assembly
AUGGGAAAGGUUCUAUUUGAAGAUGAUUGGUGCAAAAUCACACCUGAUCACCUUUCAAUCAAAUGUUACUACUUUCCUAUAGGAAAAAGAAAGAAAAUUGACUCGACAAUGAUUAGAGGAGUGUACUACGUUGUGCAAGAUCUUUCUGACCAAUGGUACAAAGUCAAAGGAUGGGGAAUGGCCAUAACUCCGUGUUGGUGGGCAUGUGACACGCUCAGGUGCUGCCAUGGCUCUUCUAACACCUAUUACAAUGUCGUCAUAGACUGCGGAGAAGCAACUUACAAAGGAUUCACUGUUAUGAAUAUCGGAGAAUUUCUUCGGCAACUCAAGCUGGUGGCACCACACGCACUAUAUUUGAAUGAGUUACCCUUUUAA